Messenger RNA from Pistacia vera, 813 nucleotides. Its product is annotated as receptor-like protein EIX1. Bases 1 to 813 code for a protein of 270 amino acids. The record is from RefSeq and is a predicted model, not a curated record. The transcript has a single exon. Lineage: Eukaryota; Viridiplantae; Streptophyta; Magnoliopsida; Sapindales; Anacardiaceae. Gene Ontology annotation, molecular function: protein binding.
AUGGUAUCCUCCAAUCUAAUUCAGUUAGAUCUUUCCAACAAUAGUUUGUCAGGAUCCAUUUCUCAAUUUUUGUGUUCUGGGAAAAAUGAAUCAAGGGCAACUCGAGUUCUCAACCUUAGAUAUAACAUUUUAUAUGGAGAGUUACCUGAUUGUUGGAUGAAUUUGCAAUCCUUAUCUGUCCUGGAUUUGGAUAACAAUAACUUCACCGGCAUCCUUCCUGUCUCCAUAGGAACUUUAAGUUCUCUCAAGUCCCUUCACCUUCGCAACAACAGCCUCUCUGGCUCAGUGCUUUUAUCUCUAAAAACUUGUACAGAGUUAUUGGUACUUGAUUUAGGUGAAAAUCAAUUGGUUGGAAAUCUUUCAACAUGGAUUGGGAAAAGUUUUUCAAAUAUGAUUAUUCUCAACCUUCGUUCAAACAAGUUUCGUGGACUUUUGCCGAUUGAACUUUGCCAUCUUGUGUUUUUACAAGUCCUAGACUUUGCUUACAACAACCUUUCUGGAACUAUACCAAGCUGUAUCAGUAACAUCAGUGCCCUGUUGAGAAUAAACUUCUCUGGAAUAAGAAACAGAAUUAUAUAUUCAGAUGUUACUCCAACUCAGUUUGUUGAGGAUACAUCUGUUGUGGUAAAAGGGAUUAUGUUACAGUAUCACACCACUCUUAAUUUGGUAAGGCUUGUAGACCUCUCUCAUAAUAGCUUCUCAGGAGAGAUACCUGUAGAAGUGACAAAUCUGGGAGCAUUGCAAACGUUUAAUCUGUCACACAAUUCUUAUACCGGAAGAAUUCCUGAAACUCUUGGUCAUAUGAGACAUUAG